Aureobasidium pullulans EXF-150 is the source of this 609-nucleotide messenger RNA. RefSeq names its product HCP-like protein. Gene Ontology annotation, molecular function: protein binding. The annotation marks the transcript as partial. The record is from RefSeq and is a predicted model, not a curated record. The transcript has a single exon. Lineage: Eukaryota; Fungi; Ascomycota; Dothideomycetes; Dothideales; Saccotheciaceae.
CCAUCAAUUGCAUCCGAAAGUACAGGUCGCACGAUACGGGCUGGAUCGCAUAUGCGAAACAGCCCAUCCACUGACAUAGCUGGUCUAUCACCAGAGCAACAUCUCGAAAAAGGCAUAGAAUGCCACUCUUCAGGCUCCCUCAGCAAAUCAACAUACCACCUUCGUCUGGCCGCUAGAGCCGGACUCCCUACAGCGAUGCUUCUUUACGCUCUUGCUUGUCGACACGGCUGGGGCAUGCGUCCCAACCAAGCUGAGGGCGUCUCGUGGCUUAGACGUGCAGUCGACUCGGCUGGAGUCGAGUUCAUUGAGGACGGAACGACUGAUGGCUCACAGGCCGUAUCAAAGGAGCAAAAAGCCCGCAAAGCCCAAUUUGCACUUGCCAUUUAUGAGCUUGGCAUGUCGUAUAUGAACGGGUGGGGUAUACCCAAGGAUAAGCCUCUUGCUGUCAGGUGUUUUGAGAUCGCCGGCAGCUGGGGCGAUACCGACGCGCUCGCCGAAGCAGGAUUCUGUUAUACCCAGGGCGUGGGAUGCAGAAAGGAUCUCAAGAAGGCAGCAGAGUUCUACCGCCAGGCUGCGGACAAGGGUAUGAGCAUGGCUGGUAACAGCUGG